Messenger RNA from Racocetra persica, 585 nucleotides. Lineage: Eukaryota; Fungi; Glomeromycota; Glomeromycetes; Diversisporales; Gigasporaceae. The record is from the annotation of a GenBank genome assembly.
AGGAUAUUCAAAAAUCUGUUCAAAUGGCAAUCCAAAAACCUAUUCAAAAGAAUAGAGACUAUAUUAGCCAGGAGGAGGCAGACAAAUGGAAAGAACUUGGUCUAGGUGAAUGUCUUAAAACAAAAGACUUGGAUGACUAUAUGACUCUCUGUCAUGAUCUUGAACAAUACAAUCUAGAAGUAGUUAAACUACCAACAAAAGAGGAAUUAAAAGAAGAAUAUGAAAAAAGAAAAUUAGAAGAGAUUAAGAAGAGGCAAGAAAGACCGGAAAAAGAUCUAGAGUUUAGAGAGCAAGAAGAGUUGGGAAUGGUAGUUAAAAGAAGAGCUAUAGCUGUAUAUUGUGCAAAACAGUUUAGAGAAAUACUUGAAAAGGAAUUCGAUAAGUGUAAACAAUUUAAGUUUGCUCUAUGUUCUCUUACCAAAUUUCUUAUAGAUGAUAAACCUGAAAAUGAAAAACAGAGAAAAAAGAAUUCACGAACUGACUGGCUUAGAAAUAUGCAAAUUAUAGUUUAUAAUAAAAAUGAAAUAGAUGAUUACUUAAGCAGUGCUUUCGAACAGAUCCUAUACCAAGUAGAGGAGAGAGGAG